This is a messenger RNA of Arvicola amphibius (Eurasian water vole), 435 nucleotides long. RefSeq names its product trefoil factor 3. Bases 1 to 435 code for a protein of 144 amino acids. The transcript has 3 exons. Gene Ontology annotation, biological process: maintenance of gastrointestinal epithelium. The record is from RefSeq and is a predicted model, not a curated record. NCBI's taxonomy places the organism in Eukaryota, Metazoa, Chordata, Mammalia, Rodentia, Cricetidae.
AUGGAGACCAGAGCCCUCUGUCUAAUGUUGCUGGUCCUGCUAGCUGGCUCCUCUGAGGUGGCUGCGGAGUACAUUGGCCUGUCUCCAAGCCAGUGUAUGGUCCCGGCCAAGGUCAGGGUGGACUGCGGCUACCCCAGUGUCACCAAAGAGGAGUGCAACAACCGUGGCUGCUGCUUUGACUCCAGCAUCCGGAAUGUGCCCUGGUGCUUCAAGCCCCUGCAGGAGGCAGGGGACCCUCUUGAGGCCCCAUCCUCCAUGUCCCAUUCACACAGCACAGCGGUCAGAAAUCAUUGCUUCUCACUGAGGUGGGCAGCCAUGGUUUCUUCUCCUUGGAGAAGGCUUUGUCCCCCAAACACCACUAUACUGGGAAUGGUGCUUCAACGUGAUGUUUGGCAAGUCACACUGAGAGCACAUCAGACUGUGCAGUGGCUGUGA